AUGGCAUCACCAGUUGCUUCCGCGGCCCUCCGGUCACGUAUCAAGCGGCCGUCGAUGCUGAAGAAAGUUUGCAACCCCGAAGAUCUGCUCCAACACUUUCCCAAUGGCUCGUAUAUCGGCUGGUCCGGGUUCACGGGCGUUGGAUACCCAAAAAAACUGCCGACCUUCCUCGCAGAUCACGUCGAAAAGAACAAACUACAGGGCCAGCUGCGAUACAGUUUAUUCGUGGGCGCGUCGUCGGGAGCUGAGACCGAAAACCGAUGGGCUGCGCUGGACAUGAUCGAGAGGCGGUCGCCUCAUCAGGUUGGCAAGAAUAUUUCCAAGGGGAUCAACGAGGGGCGGAUCAAGUUCUUUGACAAGCACUUGAGCAUGUUUCCUGUAGACUUGGUUUAUGGCUUCUACACGAAGGACAGGCCAAAGAACAAGAUUGACGUUGCCGUCGUAGAAGCGACCGAGAUCAAGGAGGACGGCAGCAUCGUACCCGGCGCUUCCGUUGGCGCAACGCCGGAACUCCUCCAGCUCGCCGACAAGAUUGUCAUCGAAGUUAACACGGCCCUACCCAGCUUCGACGGCCUGCACGACAUCACUAUGACCGACCUCCCGCCCCGACGGAAACCCUACCUCAUCACCAAUGUCGAGGACCGCAUCGGUACCAACUCAAUACCGAUCGACCCGGAGAAGGUAGUCGGUAUCCUCGAAUCCGACUACCAGGACCAAACGCAACCCAACACGCCCGCAGACGAAACAUCGAAGAGGAUCGCCGGGCACCUGAUUGAGUUCCUCGAGCACGAGGUCCGGCACGGCCGCUUACCCCCUAACCUGCUGCCGCUACAGUCGGGCAUAGGCAAUAUCGCCAACGCCGUCAUCGGCGGCCUCGACCACUCCAACUUCCGCAACCUCAAAGUAUGGACCGAAGUGAUUCAAGACACCUUCCUAGACCUCUUCGACUCCGGCCGCCUAGACUUCGCAACCGCCACCUCGGUGCGUUUCUCCCCAGACGGCUUCAAGCGCUUCUACGACAACUGGGAAACCUACCAAAACAAGCUCCUCCUCCGGUCCCAGCAAGUCUCCAACUCGCCCGAGAUCAUCCGCCGCCUCGGCGUCAUCGGCAUGAACACCCCCGUCGAAGUCGACAUCUACGCCCACGCCAAUUCCACCUGUGUCAUGGGCAGCCGCAUGCUCAACGGCCUCGGUGGCUCCGCCGAUUUCUUGCGCAGCGCCAAGUACAGCAUCAUGCAUACCCCGUCGACGCGCCCGUCCAAGACCGACCCGCUGGGCGUGAGCUGCAUUGUGCCCAUGUGCACACAUGUGGAUCAGACGGAACAUGACCUAGACGUGAUUGUGACGGAGAACGGAUUGGCGGAUGUGCGCGGGCUAAGUCCGAGGGAGAGGGCGCGGGUGAUUAUCGAUCAGUGUGCGCAUGAGGUGUAUCGGCCGAUUCUGAAGGAGUAUUUUGAGAAGGCGGAGAGUGAGUGCUUGAGAAAGGGGAUGGGGCAUGAGCCGCAUUUAUUGUGGAAUGCGUUUGAUAUGCAUCGGGCGCUGAGUGAAGAGGGGAGCAUGCAGAAGGUUAAGUUGUGGUGA
Dichotomopilus funicola is the source of this 1581-nucleotide messenger RNA. RefSeq lists its product as uncharacterized. Gene Ontology annotation, cellular component: mitochondrion. Gene Ontology annotation, biological process: acetate metabolic process. The transcript has 4 exons. Lineage: Eukaryota; Fungi; Ascomycota; Sordariomycetes; Sordariales; Chaetomiaceae. Bases 1 to 1581 code for a protein of 526 amino acids. The record is from RefSeq and is a predicted model, not a curated record. Gene Ontology annotation, molecular function: acetyl-CoA hydrolase activity; acetate CoA-transferase activity.